AUGUCCGAGGUGCUGACAGUAGAUGCCAUUUUAUUUGGGCUUCUGGUUUUCUCUGGGAUCUUGGGGAACAUUCUGGUCAUCUAUGUGGUCUUUGAGUCGGCCACUGAAAGCUCGUUUCACCACCUCUCCCCCUCGGACACCAUCCUGGUGAACCUCUCUCUCGCCAACUUGCUGACGUCGCUCUUUCGCACUGUGCCCAUCUUCGUCUCUGAUCUGGGCCUGGAGGUGUUGCUGGCGCCCGGCUGGUGCCGCCUCUUCAUGCUGCUGUGGGUGUGGUGGCGCGCCGUGGGCUGCUGGAUCACCCUGGCGCUCAGCGCCUUCCACUGCGUCAAGCUGCGGCGCCAGCGGGUGAUGGUGGGGCCCUUGGCCCUGCAGCGGGAGCGCCGGCAGGUGUGGCUGGCCCUGGCGCUGGUGUGGGGCGUCAACCUGGCCUUCUCGCUGCCGGCGCUUGUCUACACCACGCACAUGCACGGCAAUGCCACCGUGGAGCUGAUGGUGAUCAGCUGCACCACGCGCCCGCUGCUGGGCUGUGUCUGGGAGUUCCCCAGUGCGGAGCAGGGCUCGGCGUUCGCCUCCACCUCGCUGGUGCUCAACGAGGUGGUGCCGCUCGUGCUCAUGAUGGGCACAAACCUGGCCACGCUGCUCACGCUGGCACGCCACAUCCGCUCCGUCACGGCCGCCGGCAAGGAGCAGCAGCAGGGCGAGCUGGCCAAGCACGUGGCCAGCGAGCGCAAGGCGGGUCAGGUGAUCAUGGCGCUGGUGUCACUGUUCGUGGUGUGCUGGGCGAUGCAAGUGGCGGCCGUGACCUACUACAACCACAACGGCGGGCACCACGCCGAGGGCCUGCUGACCGUCGCUCACUUCUCCGCCUCGCUCUUCGUGGGGUUCAGCCCCAUGGUGGUGGCCCUGGGGCAUGGCAAGCUGAGGAGGAGGAUUGUGGGAAUGAUCCUGGGCUGGGCAGACAGAGCCAAAUGCUCACAUGGUGGAACAGAAGAAGAGUUAGUGUCAGACAUGAGCAUCAGCAAAAAGACAGAGCUGAGUAAAGGGCAGACAGAGAGGGGGAUCAUAAAAGUGGAGGUGAGAGGUAAGACCUAGCUACACGUACAGGUGUGUCUGUACCUGACAGUAAAUGUGUGUGUGAAUGUUGUGGG
Molecule: messenger RNA, 1151 nt
Organism: Alosa sapidissima (American shad)
Lineage: Eukaryota; Metazoa; Chordata; Actinopteri; Clupeiformes; Clupeidae
Product: olfactory receptor class A-like protein 4
Exons: 2
Coding region: 1-1095 (364 amino acids)
Biological process (GO): G protein-coupled receptor signaling pathway
Cellular component (GO): membrane
Molecular function (GO): G protein-coupled receptor activity
Source: RefSeq, a predicted model, not a curated record